AUGGAAGUGGUCUUGCAUUAUCGACCACAUCAGAGAGAUCUAAUAAAACUGCAGAAAUUUGCAGAAGCAGCAGUGAAGGAGUUUCCCAUUCGUCAGUUACCAAGAUUUACACCCUGGUUUCCAAAUGAUUUAUACAGAUUUCCCCUCAAACCAAAAAAGCAGCCACCUGUUAUUUCUUGUGAGGAAGCAGAAGAAUUGAAACAACUUUCUACACCUUCGGAAUAUGUUACAGGAUCUCCUGAUUAUGACUGCACAAAAAAUCUCCUUGAGUUUCAGUCUAAUGUGAAACAUGGGCAGACUUUAAUUCAAGCACAAACUGUUCAGAGACCGAUUAACUUGGAGAAUCAAGGAGAACUACCAUCUAAUGGAAAACAAAAAUUGAAAAGGUCAUGGAGUGUCUCUCUCCCUAGCCCUAAGCUUAAAGAAAAAAUUCUUCCUUUAUCUCAAGAACUGCAGAAUAAUUUGGAAAGGCUAAACCUGCAUGCAUUUUAUAGAGCAAAGUGGACAAUCGAACAGUCUGUUUUGAUGAGGCUAACAAAACCUACUUUAUUCACUAAUAUUCCGGUGACUUGUGAAGAACGGGAUUUACCAGGUAAUCUGUUUAACCAGCUCAUGAAAGAUGAUCCUUCUACUGUAAAGGGAGCAGAAACUUUGAUGCUAGGAGAAAUGCUGACUUUGCCUCAAAAUUUUGGAAAUAUAUUUCUGGGAGAGACAUUUUCCAGUUACAUUAGUGUACACAAUGAUAGUAAUCAAGUUGUCAAGGACAUACUGGUGAAGGCUGAUCUUCAGACAAGUUCUCAGCGCUUGAACCUUUCAGCUUCUAGUGCUGCAGUGGCAGAACUUAAACCUGACUGUUGCAUUGAUGAUGUGAUCCAUCAUGAAGUAAAGGAGAUAGGAACACACAUCCUAGUUUGUGCAGUAAGCUACACUACUCAGACAGGAGAGAAGAUGUACUUCAGAAAGUUCUUCAAAUUUCAGGUUCUUAAACCACUAGAUGUGAAAACUAAAUUCUACAAUGCUGAGAGUGACCUCAGUUCUGUGACAGAUGAAGUAUUUCUGGAAGCUCAGAUUCAGAAUAUCACUACCUCUCCCAUGUUUAUGGAGAAGGUUUCCUUAGAGCCAUCUAUGAUGUACAAUGUUGCAGAACUGAACGCAGUUGACACAGCAGGGGAAGGUAUGUUCACAUUUGGGAUACUUGACUUUGAAACUCUUUGUAUUAUGAUUUCAUGA
This is a messenger RNA of Balearica regulorum gibbericeps (East African grey crowned-crane), 1230 nucleotides long. The record is from RefSeq and is a predicted model, not a curated record. NCBI's taxonomy places the organism in Eukaryota, Metazoa, Chordata, Aves, Gruiformes, Gruidae.